CGCAACUGGACAGUUUGUUUGAUAAUGAUAUGAACAAUAACCAAACUAAAAACAUAUCUGCACCGUCUGAAUUAUAUUCAGAUAUUUCUAGUGACGAAAGUUACGAUAGCGAUGAUGAAGCAUGUUCUGAGAAUGAAGUAGAUAAUGAUAUUGAAAAGGCAGAAAAUGAAAAUGUCUUAGAAUCCAUGAAAGACUUCAUUAGUACAGAUGAAAAGACAGGUCCAAAAAUUAAUUCUGGUUUAGCCUCAUACAUGAACCAGGGACUGAGGACACGAGUCAAUGAAGAAAAAUACAAAGAUCUCACAAAGAAAUAUGAUAAGCCUGCUAAUGUGAGCAGUCUAAAAGUCCCACGAGUCAACAUAGGUAUUUGGAAACAAAUGACACCACGGAAUAAAGAUGUGGAUGUAAAAUUACAACGUUUACAGAAUCUUUUGUCUAAAACAGCUUGCCCAUUGAUGUAUAUGAUGGAUAUGUUUGUGGAUAAAUCUUCAAAGAAAGAAGGAAUGUCUAGAGAGGAACUGCAAGCAUAUGCAGUUACGUGCAGAGAUACGUACCAGCUAUUUCAAGCUUGUUAUAGCGAAAUAACCUUCAGACGAAGGAGUUUCAUUAAGGGGGACAUUCAACCCCAGUAUAAAGGUCUGUGUGAUGAUACCACACAAGUCACUGACAUGCUGUUUGGGGACGAUAUUAAGGAAAAAAUCAAAGAGCUAGAUGCGGAGCAUAGUGUGUGUAAAAAAGUUGGGAAGGACCAUAAUUAUACGUAUGAUAAUCCCAAGAACUCAUAUCAGUCUUCUAACAGGGGACGUAGCCAUCAUGGCCAUGGAGGGCGUGGAUUUCCUCAUAAAUUUGGGAAAAGAAAACGCCACAUUGAUGGAGGAAAACCAAUCAAAAGAAUAAGGAAAUAUGAUGAUGAUGGUUUUUUAGACCGCAGCAAGACAUUCAACAAGAAGAAAAACAAAGACAAAAAGUAGAUCAUGUUAUUUCUGAUAGUGAUUCUGAUAGGGAAGAUAUUGCAAAAGGUGGACCAGGAUCAAGCGGACAUGACAUUAGUGGCACCAUUGUGGAACACUCAGAACUGGUUUCCACAAAUACUUCAUCGGAUUGUGGCACAGUCAUUUAUAAUAAACAGUCGAAAAAAUCUUCUUUAUCAACCCCAGAAUCCAACAAAAGAGCAUCAUUUAGUGAAAUUACGAUUAGCAGUUUUCAGGAUAUCGGGGAAAUCUUGCAAAAUUAUGGAUUAUCAAAAGAAUCUUCCGAAAUCAUCAUUGCAUCUUGGAAACCAGCUACUCGACAACAAUAUUGGACAUAUUUCAAAAGAUGGUUGUUAUUUUGCAGUGAACGAAAAAUUAAUUCAUUUAAAGCCACUGAGUUAAAUGUUUUAGAAUUUUUAACUUCGUUAUAUAAAAUAGGUUUAGGUUACAGUGCUAUUAAUACUGCCAGAAGUAUGUUAUCUUCAUUUAUGUCUGUAAAUCAAGAGAAAACUGUUGGGCAAUGGCCAUUGGUGAAGCGCUUUCUAAAAGGCAUAUUCAAUCUUAAGCCAUCAUUACCCAGAUAUCAAAGAACCUGGGAUGUUGAAGUCGUGCUUAAAUAUUUGAAGACAUUAACACCAGUUUAUAUGUUAUCUUUACGUGUUUUAUCAUAUAAGCUAGUUACACUGCUAUUAUUGUUAACAGGUCAAAGGUUACAAACCAUUCAUAGCUUAGAUUUAGAUGAUAUAACUGUUACAGAUAGUAACAUAUAUAUAGAUGUGAGAAGUUUAUUAAAAUGUUCAAAGCCAGGGAGGCAUUUACAACCAAUAGAGUUGCCAGCUUUUAUUGACGAUAAUAGUCUGUGUAUUGUAACUGUUCUAAAAGAGUAUUUAGUUAGAACAUCAUGUUUUCGGAAAACCCAAAAAUUAAUCUUGAGCUGUAUAAAACCAUAUUCUCAUGUGUCUAAAGACACUCUUGGACGUUGGGUUAAGAUUGUUUUGCAAACGUCUGGUGUAGACAUAACUAUAUACAAACCACAUAGUACUAGAUCAGCAAGUACAUCUGCAGCACUACGGUGUGCUACUUCAGUAGAUACUAUUUUAAAAGCGGCAGGUUGGUCAAAUGAAUCAACAUUCAGAAAAUUUUAUGAUAAACCUGUAUCUAAAUAAAAUUAUAAUGAUAAUUAUAGUGUGAAGGUUUUGAGAAGUCAUAUUUUAUCAAAUUCUGAUAAGUCUCAUGUAUAACAUGAAUAAUGAUAAUACAUAUGUUAGAUUUACAAUCAAUGACAUUUUAAAGUUUAACAUAACAUGUGCAUAUGUCAAUGUAUGUUUGAUUUACUUUACUUUUGUACUUUGAUAGAAUACAAAGUUGAUACAA
Mytilus californianus (California mussel) is the source of this 2345-nucleotide messenger RNA. RefSeq lists its product as uncharacterized. NCBI's taxonomy places the organism in Eukaryota, Metazoa, Mollusca, Bivalvia, Mytilida, Mytilidae. The transcript has 3 exons. The record is from RefSeq and is a predicted model, not a curated record. The coding region runs from base 30 to 971 and encodes 313 amino acids.